CCGGUUUUGUGUUGCGCUAUCUCCUAUUUUGUGGUAAUUUAUAUGCGUCGACCACCAAUAUUAUCUGUGGAGUUGCUAGGACUCUAGGAGUUGCGGUACUCCUCGUCGCUGAGAUUUGAGAUUGUGCCUAGUGCUCCGGAUAUUAUGUUUGGCUGUAAAACAGGAUGCAUGGUUGUGUAGCUUUAGGCAACUGUGCAAUUCGGGAUGUAUGAGUGACUAUCGCGCCAACAGGAUUUUCAUGUAGCCACGAAUAUCUAGUUAGGAGGCGAUGGAGAGUUUUACUAAUGGGAAUGUUCGAUUACUGAAGCAUGAGCGUAGCAUUGUCGCAGAGGAUGAUCUUGACCAGCGAUGGCAGGAAGCCACUGGAGAGUCUGUUUCUGAGGUCAUAUUCCUCAGCAAACACACUGCAGUCUCCAAACGUCCAGCACUCACAGUGCAUCCAAUUGGUGUGCCACAUCUGAAGGAGGAUGAAACCCCACCCCAAGGAGGAACUCCUGGAUGGGCAGCAAUUCCAAGUCCUCGAAUUGGACCUUGGCUCCGGUUGAUGCAAAAGAUAGCUGUAGAACAAGGCCUUGUUCCAGAGUUUGAGGUUACGCUUGAGGCUACUCACCAUGGACCAGUUACCAGCACACCCACCAUGUUUGUUGAGAUAGGAAGUACAGAAGACCACUGGGGUCGACAAGAUGCUGCACAGGCAAUUGCUCUAGUUCUAUGGAAAGGUCUUGGUCUGGAGGAUGGAAAUGCUGUUGGAACUUGGCAGAGGAAUUGUGAAAAGGUUCUAUUAGGUAUAGGAGGUGGUCACUAUGUUCCUCGUCACAUGGAUAUUGUCAUCAAAGAUGGUGUAUGGGUCGGUCAUUUACUCUCUGGUUACUCCUUGCCAAUGGACAUGUCGUCGCAAGUAAAUGUAAAGAGUUCUGAAGAGGUUGCUGGAAUGUGGAAGCACUCCAUCAAAGUUUCUUAUGAAGCAACAAAGGCAGCAUUUCCUGGUGGUGAAGUUAUCGCGCAUCUUGAUCACAAGAGCUUCAAGGGCUGGCAGAAGAAUGCUGUUACAUGCUUCUUGCAGGAGCAGAACAUCAGGAUAGGAAAGCCUAGCGAUUUCCUGUGACGUGCUACGACAGUGCUGGACAGGACAGGUGGAGAGGCUGUGAAUGCUUGAGCUGAUUUCCCUAUGCGCACGCUGAAUAAAUAUGAGACAUAGGGGCUGUUUGGUUCGUGGCUAAAUGUGUCAUACUUUGCCUAAGGUUAGUCGUUCGAAUUGAAUAACUAACCUUAGUUAGAAAAGUUAGUCAAAAUGUGGUAAAUUAGGCUCAAACCAAACAGCCCUAUAGUAAGACUCGAUCCUUAAUGCGGUUCAAGAGCUUGAAUUUGCCGUUA
Messenger RNA from Zea mays, 1374 nucleotides. RefSeq lists its product as uncharacterized. The record is from RefSeq and is a predicted model, not a curated record. The transcript is spliced from 9 exons. Lineage: Eukaryota; Viridiplantae; Streptophyta; Magnoliopsida; Poales; Poaceae. Gene Ontology annotation, biological process: D-amino acid catabolic process. The coding region runs from base 269 to 1105 and encodes 278 amino acids. Gene Ontology annotation, molecular function: D-aminoacyl-tRNA deacylase activity.